This is a messenger RNA of Stylonychia lemnae, 1584 nucleotides long. NCBI's taxonomy places the organism in Eukaryota, Ciliophora, Spirotrichea, Sporadotrichida, Oxytrichidae. The record is from the annotation of a GenBank genome assembly.
AUGCAGCAGAUGCAGCAAUUGCGCAUGAUUUAGUAAGAUAAGGAGCGAGAACUGGUGCAGAAAGAAAAGCAGAUUAAAUGGGCUGACUCACUUGAAAACCAAAUUAAAAUAAAAAAGGACAUAGGUGGUCUUGAAUACAUGCAAGGUAUUAAUCAGAGACUCGACAUUGAUGAAGCUUAGAAACUAGGAGAUUAGUAAGAACUAGUAGAACUAGAUCUGACAGCAAGGCUGAAACAAUCGAUAUCAAAGGAAAACUACUCUUAAAACUAGCAUCAUCAUUACAGAGAUUAGUAACUGCGACAGUAACUGCUUCAGGAGGAACAGCAACAUUUGUAGAAUGUUGACAAGGCACUUAGGAAGGACUAGCAGUUCAAGGAGUAGGAGCAGUUUAAGUAUCAGCAGAGUGUGAAGGAGUUAGUAGAAAUGAAGAAGGUAGAAAAGGACAAGGAAAGAGACAGAUCUCGCAGAGAAAAAGAAGAAUAUGCUUAGAGUUGCAUUGAAAACUAGAAAGUGCAUUCAAAAUAGCAACAACAAUACAUGGAGUACUUCUAGCUGUAAGAUAUGAAUCAAAGGCAGAGACAGCAACAGUAUCAGAGCACAGUUUUGAUCCCUGAGCUGACUAAAUUAGAUUAAAUCAGCUAAAAGGAACAAAAAGACCAAUAUAUGUAUUAGAGAAAGUUAGACGAGAAGGAAAUGGAAAAAUAUAACAGAAGACUGUCUAAUCAAGUGUCUACCACUAAUACAAACAAAGACCUGCUCUCUCGUAAAUCCAAUGACCACUUCUUGAACUAACUUACCAAGCAAAAGGAACUUCAAGAUCGCCUGAUAAAUGAGAGAAACCAGCACAUUGAAUCUGCUUUAUCUAUUGAGCAAAAUAAAAAGCUUUAGAACUUCUACAAGCUAACACUUGAUCAAUAAAAACGUAUGAAGGAUUCAGCUGUAGAGGAGUAUGGGCAGAUGACUCAUUAGGAGAAGAAAUUUAAUAAAUACGACUUGGAGGGGUACAAAAACUGGGAUGCCACUCUCCCACCUAAUACUUAUAGAGAUGGCAUGGUAAAUAUGAGCAAUGGUUUGGUACCUGGCCUGAUACACAAUAAUACAAUUGGAAGUGUGCCAGUCAAAACACAGAGGAAUUAUGACUCUGCUCUGAAUCAAAUGACCUCGAAGGACUAGCAGUUCUUUACCUAGAGAAAUUUAAGCAAUAGGAAUUCAUAUGACAGGCUGCCCAGCAGGUCUAGUUUGGGGGAAAGUCCAAAUGGUAAUAUGAAUCAGCAGAGAUAGCAUUAGCAGAGUAGGCAUUAGUCCAAAGAGUCUUAGAACAGAUACUCACCUUCUUUGUUAAACUAAGGUGCUGGUGCUUAUCUUCAAGCAUAGUAGUAAAUAUAGUAACCGCCUUUAAAAGGAUAACUGCUGCAGGGCAAUCUCUAUGGAUCAAGCAGUGUGGGCACAUUGAUAUCUCCUAAAAAGGAAUUGAUCUCCAUAACUGAAUACAACACUAUAGUAAAUCCAAUAGCCAACAAAGAGAAAAACCCAAUCAUUCAAAGAAUGAAACUUUAACAUUACAUGAAAAAUAGUUACAGAUGA